AUGGAUAAAAGGCUAGAAAAUCUCAAACCUGGAAGGCUCUUUUCAAUGGAAAGUAAUAUUUAUUACAAUUUUCACCUGCUCCGCCUCAUGUGCAUUGACCCUUAUAUGAAAGAAUCAUUGAGACUGCCAGUCAAUAUCAUUAUAUUGACAACUUAUUUAUUAACUAUACUGAUGACAAUCGUCGUUCUCGUAAAAGCCAUAAUCAAAAAUGAAACUAAUAUCAACUUAAUAAUGGAAAUGAGUUUUACCUGUAUAUUUACCGUAGAUAUGAUGUCAUAUUAUAUCAUUUUAUUGAAAUACAACAAAGAAGAAAAAUAUUUUUAUUUGUUGUUGGCAAUCGUGAUUGUCAUCAAUGCUUUGAUGAUCGUUGAGUCGGUUCUAUUACUCUCAGCAAAUAUUAUGAUAAUUAAGUACCUCGAGGGAUUAUUCGACUUCAUGAGUUAUUCUGUGAAUCAUAUGUACGAUAAUUUAAAUCCUAUAAUGAUUAAAAUGUCGAUCAAAACAUCAAAUAAGGAAAUCCGUCGAAAUAUCAUUAAUCUUAUAAAAUGUUAUCAACAAAGUAUACAAAUAUUUAAUUUGUUUUCGACAUUCACUCGAUAUAACUAUUUCAUCGUUGUUCCUCAAAUCGCACUGAACAUAAUAUUUCUCGGGUCCAAGGCUCUUCUGGAAAUUUCACACGAUUUGCAGUUGUUUGGAAGGCUGAUCAUAAUUUGUUUGGCAUCUUUUUUAGUAUUACCAGUACUUAUCUAUCCAUGCCAACAACUAAUAAAUGCGAAUGAAAGAUUCCGAAAUGAAUGUUAUGCUUGCAAAUGGUAUAAAUUUUCUCCGGAAGCUAGAAGGUUAUUAUUAGGAUUAACGUUUAGAGCCUCGCACUAUUUUGUUCUAAAAGCUGGACCAAUAAUAUCAAUGACAAUGGAAACAUGUAGUACCAUCUUAAAAACUUCAUUGACGUACUUGGUUACUGUUAAUAAAAUAUACAGCAGUUUCGGUGAAAAAUGA
Trichogramma pretiosum is the source of this 999-nucleotide messenger RNA. RefSeq lists its product as uncharacterized. The record is from RefSeq and is a predicted model, not a curated record. Bases 1 to 999 code for a protein of 332 amino acids. Lineage: Eukaryota; Metazoa; Arthropoda; Insecta; Hymenoptera; Trichogrammatidae. Gene Ontology annotation, molecular function: olfactory receptor activity; odorant binding. Gene Ontology annotation, cellular component: membrane. The transcript has 8 exons. Gene Ontology annotation, biological process: sensory perception of smell.